CUGACGGAGAGGGUGGGGAGGUAAGAUCAAUGCUGGAGGGUUAUAAAUAUACACGGUCACUGCAAGGCUUAAGUGAUCUUCUGGACACACCGGCAUAACAUAACACACGCUGAGUUUUACGGGAAAUACUGUCAGCAAAAUGCAUCUGCAUCACUUUAACCUGGCAAAAUUUGGAUUUUGCGCAUUGAUCUUGCUAGUGCUGAUGCACCAGGUAUCUUCUGUGCCAGUAGUGACUCCUAAAGUGCGAUCAGAUCUUCAGUCAUCACAUAUACUUCACCGCAAGAUACGAAUGUCCCCUCUCUGGCGAAUUAUGGGGUUCAAACCAUACGGAGCCUAUUGCCAUGACAACAUCGAGUGUACUACAGGUUUAUGCAGGAACGGUCAUUGUUCGUUUAACGAGGCUGUUCACUCUUAGCGGAGUCCAAGCAUGAAAACUCUUCAUUUAUGUGUCGAGCCAAUACAUUUUAUGGCCAUAGGCUAUGUUUCAAGCACUUUAAUGUUUGAACUGUACAGAGCAUGUGGAGAAGUCUGACUUGAAAAGUUACAUUGGUUUCACUCUAUAUGAUUUAUGUUCAGCCAUUUAAAAGCAGCAAUUGUUGUAAACUGUAAGUGCAUUGUAAAUAUAUAUGAACUGUAUGAACGUGAUUUUUAAUUUAUGUAAUGCAUUAUUAAGAAUAACAAUACGUGGAUUUGUUACUGUUAAGAAGUAUUGAGGCUAAAAUGUCUCUCUGUAUAUGCACAAAAUAAUUAUUUUCAUGUGAUAUUUGAUAUGAAGUACUGUACUAGAUAAGUUAAGAGGACUCAGAAAGCCUCAGUAGUUUUGAUUAAAAUUUAUACUAGGCACAGGGCCAGAGAGAGAACGUGCACUGCUGCACUUAUCUUUCUCAGGAUGUUCUGUGUUCAGAGAAACCCGGUUUUAAUGUCAAAAGGCCCUGAAGUCCCUCGGUGUCCACAUGUUAGUGAGAGGAGUAUUUGCACAAGAAUGUACUGUAACAGACUGAUGUCAUUGUACUGUGAACGACCUCCACAUGUACCCAGAUUGCAUGUUCCUUUUCUGAUACGAGAGCAAAGUUUAAGCUAGUCAAAUAAAGCACUAAAAAUACCA
Puntigrus tetrazona (Sumatra barb) is the source of this 1105-nucleotide messenger RNA. Its product is annotated as liver-expressed antimicrobial peptide 2-like. The coding region runs from base 140 to 415 and encodes 91 amino acids. NCBI's taxonomy places the organism in Eukaryota, Metazoa, Chordata, Actinopteri, Cypriniformes, Cyprinidae. Gene Ontology annotation, biological process: antimicrobial humoral immune response mediated by antimicrobial peptide; defense response to bacterium. The record is from RefSeq and is a predicted model, not a curated record. The transcript has 3 exons.